Apis mellifera (honey bee) is the source of this 7773-nucleotide messenger RNA. It is a transcript of the gene spri, whose product is annotated as protein sprint. The transcript is spliced from 18 exons. Gene Ontology annotation, biological process: vesicle-mediated transport; signal transduction. Gene Ontology annotation, molecular function: small GTPase binding; guanyl-nucleotide exchange factor activity. Lineage: Eukaryota; Metazoa; Arthropoda; Insecta; Hymenoptera; Apidae. Gene Ontology annotation, cellular component: endocytic vesicle; cytosol. The record is from RefSeq and is a predicted model, not a curated record. Bases 1180 to 5397 code for a protein of 1405 amino acids.
GUCGUCUUCUUCCGCAGCGUCUCGUUCAAUUUCUCCGGAUCGAGAGACGAUUCGCGCCAUUCUUUCUUUCUUUUGCUUCUUUCCUUCAGUGAUUUCCGGUUCGAAAUUAUAUUGGUGGUGACUUGUGAACGAAAGAAACGAAUGUAUAUAUAUAUAUAUUUGCACUCGAUUGUUGUAACUCGUCUUCGAGUAUAAUUAAUAAUUUAUCAGCAUUGCGACCGACCAUUGGAAGAGAUCGAGAGACGAUUCGCGCCAUUCUUUCUUUCUUUCUUUUGCUUCUUUCCUUUAGUGAUUUCCGUUCGAAAUUAUAUUGGUUGAUGAUGACUUGUGAACGAAAGAAACGAAUGUAUAUAUAUAUAUUUACACUCGAUUGUUGUAACUCGUCUUCGAGUAUUUAAUAAUUUAUCAGCAUUGCGACCGACCAUUGGAAGAGAUAACAAUCGAAAAGAAUAUAUUUACGGAUGAAUCACCGACACGAAGAACAAAAAGGAGCAAGGUUUCGAUUAAAUCUCGAGAUCUCUGAAUUUGUAAUUUGAAAAGAAGAAGAAAAAGAAAUCUCGAGAUUGUUCUUUCCUUCCAAUUAAAAAGAAAAAAAAAUCGAUGUUCAUUCACGUUUCGAUCCGACGAAACGUAAUAAUUUCUCAAAAGAGAAGAGACUCGUUUUUUUACAAGAGGCGAGAGAAAGAAAAAAAUCGAUCCGCUUCCGCGUCGCGAAAAUAAAUGACGAGAAAUUAAAUGGGAAGAAAGGGAAGGAGAGAAGAAGGCAGAGGGAGAAAAGAAAGGAGAAACGAAUUUGAAUUUUGAAUCGUGUUUACGUUGCAAAGAGCGGGCCACCUGAGCGUUUCGAGGGCAAGGACUGAGGUUCAGUGUCUCGGUGACCGUGCUUCGGCCAAGUCGACGACCACGCCACCGCGUCUCUCCCUUAAAACCGUCCCGUCUUUUCUAAUCUUUCUUCUCUCGUUUCCUCUCCUUCUCCUUCCUCCCUAUCCUCCUUUUCUAUCCAUCCUCUGCGCCGACGCGUGUCCUCGCGUUCCGCUCGUUGCAGAUUUUUUUUUCGAGAAGCUGUUACGCGGUUCAAGUCGUCGGUAUUGGUGCGUGACACGUGUCGGAUUAACGAUUAGGAUUCGUUCGUCGCGGGGAAAGUUGCGAAAGUUGAUCGACGACUAAUAUGAUAAGAAGAUGACGUCAUUGGUACAGAGGGAUGUGGCGCCAACGCGGAAGAGGGAAUCGACCAGCAGCAAUGCUUCCAGUUAUCUGAUGCUGCUUAAUUCCCUGGCGACCGAUUUGGACUGCAUGCUGAGCGAGCUCUGCACGACCCCGAAUUCCUACGAGCGGAGCGAUGUCUUCCUGGAACCGUAUCUGCAGCAGCACGGAACCGUUCAGGUCGUCAGCUCGCCGAGCACGCCUCCGCCGAACCCGCUGCAGCAUCAUCAGCUCACGCAGCUGCAUCAUGUACAGAGCGAGGAGUCGCUUUCCUCGGAAGGGUCGGCCACCUCGGGUGGAUCUUCGAGCUCGACGGAAGAUUCUGGCAGCGAGGUCGCGUGCGACAUCACCCUGAUCGAGAGGCUUAUACGCUCCCAUCCGAUCUGGUUCCUUCCUGGCAUCCAAAGAGCAGGCGCUUUCCACUUGUUGCAAGGCAAAGAGGAAGGGAACUUCGUGGUCCGGCAGUCGAGUCAGAGCGACACGAUGGCCCUGUCCGUUCGAUUGCCAGCGGGAAAGGGGCCGUACAUCGAGCACUACCUGAUCCAAGCCAACAAGGGGAAGCUGAGCUUGGAGACUAGCGAGAACAGGUUCGACAACAUCCCCUCGUUGAUCGCCCACUAUUCUCAGUGCUGUGACGAAUUGCCGGUCCAAUUGACACUGCCAAGGGCGAUGCGCGAGGCCAAGAACAGGCAACAGCUGUCCUCGUUGGCGCUUCUGGGUCAAGAAUUCUGGAGAUACCCGAUGGCGAAUCCAAAGCCUCCGGAGAGCAGCAGCAGCAACACGUCCAGCUUGAGCAGCUUUCGAGGCGGUAACAACAAUUUGAACAACAACAAUAACAAUGUCCACACUCCGACGACGGAGAGUAUCGUGCUAAAUUUAGCGCCCAUUUCGUCGCACGAAACACGAGGCUCGUCACCUACAGCAGCUUUGACGACCACGACGACGACGUUCGCCUCGUCGUUGCCCCGGCAACCUCGGCCAACUCCGCCCAACACCCUUAAUCUGACAACGUUCAACGAGCCUCUCGAUCUGAAGAAAGAGAAACUCUCGCCAGGCGAGAAAUUAUCCCAGAAACUGAUCUCCCCGAACCUGGUCCAAAGCGUGAGAUGUCCCUCCCCCGUGGUGCACAACGUGGAGAGCAACGUGCUCAGCCCGGUCCAGGAUACGAAAGUGAGCUUCGAGGCGAAGAGCAACUUGGCGGAGACGUCCAAGUCGACGGUGGUCGAGCUGUCCAGGACCAAGUUCUCCUCCGUCACCACAACCUCCAUCUCGAAUUUUCACCAAAACCCUGUGUCCACCCUGAAUAACUUCUCCUGCGCCACGUCUCCCGUGCUGCCUGAAAUCAGGGGCAUCAUAGCGCAGGAGAAUCAUUCGCAGAACGUGAAGACGCCUCCGCCUCCGCCCCCGAGAUGGGCGAAACCCGGAAUCGGGCAGAAUCAGCAGAACAACUUCAGCGUCACCGCCACGGUCACGUUCAAUCUGAAUCACGCGAACGAUGUCAGCAGUUCUCAGAACACCCCAUCGGAUCCCAACACGUCUCUGCUGAGCCCGCAGAGCGCCACGUCGAACAAGUCUCUGAUAUCAAACUUCUCCUCGGUGAAGUCGCCCCUGUCCCCGACGACACCCGUACUCUCGCCGAUGUCGAAGCUAGUCCCGAACACGGGCGUGAAGACGCCCAACGUUCUGUCGCCGACCACGCCAUCCAGCACGAGCAAGUCGAAGAGGAGGCGGGACCGGGAGGCGAGGAAGAACUCGCAGCACUAUCAGGAGUCGGACAUCCUCGAGUCCUAUUAUCGAAGCUCGCCAGGGGACAAGAUAUCGGAUUACGAGGACAUCUGGAACACGACCGACCAGUCGAACCACUCGACCUGGUCGCCCAACGACAAGCUGGCGAGGAACGAUGGGCCGGCGAAUCCUCAGGAUCGAUUGAGAAACUCGAACGACCGGCUGAUGGUCCCGGAGAGGGCCGUCGCGAACUCGGCCGAGAGAAAUUUGAACGAGCGAGCGAACGAGCAGUUGAUAGUGAGGAACGAGAGGAUGAUAGUGAGGAACGACAAGUCGAUCGGGAACGAGAAGUUGAGUUACAAGGAGAUGACCAGCCCGGAGUUCAGCAGCUUCAAGCCUGUCCAGGAGGCGAAGUUCGUGGAGCAGAGCAACGGAUCGCCGGAGGAGACGGGGAUGGGAAGAAGACCUGACUUGUUGUCUCGAGUUUCAGGCAGCGCGAAUUCCUUGAACAGUCCAAGCACGGUAACGCCGCCCAGGAACAAACUAGGUUUAAUGCUGGCCAAGUCGGAGAGCAACAGCCCGUUGACGCCUGAAUCGAAGCAGGGAAGCCCGUUUUACGCGGAGCCGGCCGACGCGAUCGCGCAGAACGCAGCGAUAAUACCGAGAAGGCGGCCCAGGAACAAUCCGGCCACGAACAAGUAUCGGCACAGCGAGCCGGGCUGGCUACAGACGCCCGCGGGCGCGAACUCGAGUCAACUGCACCCGAUCGACUGGGAGGAGCCCGAGGAAACGGAGGAUAAGACGCCUUUGAUCUCCUCCUCCGUCGACAACCUGGCCAAACGGCUCGGCACUAAGGAGACCAAAAAGAUCCCGCGCGCCAAGCCUGUGCAACCGCCAAAGAUCAGGACCAAGGUGUUCAACGAUACUUCCUGGGCUGUGGAUUCCAGCUGGGAGUUUAUCGGCAACGAAGGGGACGAUUGCGAGCCUGACUAUGACUGUGAUGCGGAUUACGAGGGUGAUAACGUGGCCAGAAAGUUUCCGGACGAGGAGUGUGACAGGGACGUUGUUGGGAACACUUUAACCGUUCAGAGUAUCAUCCUCCAACGGUACCCAGAGUUGUUGAAACCGCCGGACACGUCGGAGUCGCUUUACAGCGACAGGAACUCCUCGUACGACAACGUGGAGAAGAGGAACGAGAGGGAGGAGGCUGGAGACAGCAGGAAGGACCAAAUCUAUGACUCCUCCGAAUGGGAGACGCCAUUGGAGACGGACGAGAGCGACGUGGAGAGGAUGAAGAGGAACAAGAGCUUCAAAGAGCGUUUGGACCCCCUUCUCUCCCCUCCAAGAUUGCAAGCCCUUAGAAAUCGUGACAACGGGGGUACAGGCUCGAGCAUAAGGUCGUACGCCCUUCAGUUGGCAGCGGACAAGACGACCACAUUCUCGCAAAACAUCGACAAUUUUAUCCAAUGCACGAAGGAAGGGAAAGAAGCGAGCCCGCACGUGGUGAUGAGAAACAUGCGACAAUUUAUGUCCGGGAUGAAGAACUACUUGGUGAAGCAUGGUGAAAGGGAAUUCGAGAAAGAGGUGGAGAAAGAAAGGCUCAAGUUGAAGCCGAACGAGUUCUUGAAUUUGGACGCUAUUCUAGAAGGGGUGAUGAUGGGCUUGGUGGUCAGGCCGCUCAGAGAGCACGUUUACAGACUGUUUGUCGAGCAUUACGCGACUACUGGUUCAUUGCAAACCCUCGCCGAGAGCAUACAGCACGCCCAGGGGAAACACGUCCAGGAUCUCGGUGUUCGACCAAAGAUUAUACCCCCGUCGGAGUCAAGUUUAGAGCGGAUCCUGAAAUAUAUUGAUCGUCUUCAGAAAGCGGAUUCGCCUCUAGACAAAUUGGAAAAUCUUCUAGCGGCCAUUUCAGCGAUUUUCAACUCCGUAAAGCACGCAAAUUCUGGCAGACACGUAACGCUGGGCGCAGACGAUCUUCUCCCCCUUCUAGUUUGGGUAUUGGUUCGUGGCAAGGUUGUGGACGCAGAGGUGGAAGCUGAGUACAUGUGGGGUUUGCUUCAUCCCUCUCUUCUCACUGGUGAAGGGGGAUAUUAUUUGACGACCUUGUCCAGCGCAGUUCACGUCUUGAAGACGUUCAAGUCCAGCCAGGGAACGAUGUCCACUUUAAAUGGUUGUGGAACACCAGACUGUUCAUCCGUACUACGAAUUUUAGUACCAGAUGAACUGCAUGGAUCCCUGAACACCAGAACGCUACCUGUACGACCAAAUAUGAACACCAGAGAGAUUUGUCGCAUUCUUGCGCAUAAAAUCAGAUGCACCAAUCCUCAGGACUAUGGACUGUUCAAAUUGGUCCAAGGAGAAGAAACCUUACUCGGCGACCACGAGUGUCCACAAGAGCUCUCUCACUGCCUUUUCGCUUACAAGCGGAUCGACGCAAAGAUAGCCUGGCCGAAAACCAGUUCUUAAUAGGCGUUGCGAAUAGAAGGCUACUUAGGGGAAACGAUAUCGAUUUCGUGGUGACAAGGCUAAUAAAUUUCAAGCACCUGUCUUUAUUGUUAUUAUUAGUUUCGUGCUAGCACCGUGUUUUUUUUUCAAUUGUGUUUCAAUUCUUUGUAUCUUUACACGUAUGUUUGAAUGGAGUAUGAGUUCGAAUUUUUCAAUCUAGAGCAGAAAAUUUAGCUUUUAUAAAACGUAUACUGCCAGAUAUAGCUAACUUUCGACUGAUCACUGUAAAAGAAGAAGAAAUUGAAAGCGACCAAGAAAGAAGAAAAGAGAUCUAUACUUUCAUUAUGUAUCCGAUAUUUAAAUUAUUGUAAUCUUCAUUAUUAUAUUGGUUGUUUCUUAAUGUUAAAAAGUACUGCCCAUAUAUGAACUUCAGAAAACAGAUAUUUUUAGCUGCGACGAUCCAAAGAUAUUCUAAAUUAUGUAGCUAGAGAGUGUGAUUAAAGUGCAAUCUAGUAGUGCAAUGUCUAGCUAGAAACGAUCUCAAAGAAUGAUUUUAUCGAAUGCAGCUGAAAAAUCGAAAAGGCAGAAUGCGAUCGAAUGAACAAUAUUCUUCGUAAUCGCGUUUAAUUUACUUGCAAGCAGGUGCUAGAGAAUCGAAUCGGCUGGGGACGAGGCUUUAGCUUCGCAGUUACACGUUUGUGAACACGAGAUCGAGUAAAUUUCCGCCAAACGACCGUUUCUCCUUCGUAAAAGUAUAAAAACGAAGAAAAAGAAUCGUGUAUUACUCAGUAUUUCGAUAUUUUGCGAAACUUUAACGAUAACGAAGUUACUAAUUAAGUCUCGUUAGUAAAAUAGGAUUCGAAUCGAAGGGGUUACUAUUGAAAAUUUCUCGCAUUAGAAAAGACAAAAAAGACAAGAGUUUUUAGUCUUUUACUUGGAAAAAAAAAAGAAAUAAAUUAUAUGUAUUCUUCCACUUCGAAACCUACUUUACAAGAGGAUAUUAUUAUACGUUUUUUAUACGGGAUGAAAUCUCUAAAAUAGAACAGCCAAAUGUCUCUCUCACGUUUUUAAAUUUUAUCGCAAACAAUAUUACGAAAUGAAGAUUUAUAGAUUAGUAGCUAUUAAUUGUUUUAAUUAUUUUUAAUUAUUUUUAUCCGAUAAUUUUUAUAUUUUAUAAUUUCAUUCUGUUUCCUAUAAUAUUUUAUUAUAAAUAAAUAAUUAUGAUAUAAAUAAUUUUUGAAACAAUUUUAUCUUGAAUAAAUUAUUUAUAUUUAUAUGAAAAAAAGAGAAAGAAGAAAAAAAGAGACAUCUGGAUGGUCUCUGUUAGGGAUGAUUCAAGCCUAUAAAGUAUAAUCGAGUAAAAAUUAUAGGGAAUCAUUUCCCCUCUUGAUACAAAUUUAUUAUUAGACUUAGAAGCACGGAAAGCUAGUUUAGACUCUAUUUUAAGUACUUUCUUGACGAGACGUUGGCGGAUUAUACACAAGCAAUUUAUACUUUUAAGCGGACGUCGCAUAUUUAUUGGGAAGUUGUACACAAUAUUUUACUUAUCACCGCUCAUCGGAUAUUUUCUUUUUCUUUUUUUUUUUUUUUUUGUCGCGCGAGCGCGUGUCGCUUCUUCCUUUUUUCGAAAUCUGCCAGGCUGAUUUGCUUACCUAAUAUAAUUAUUAUAACUAUUAUUAUUAUUAUUACUAUUAUUAUUAUUAUUAUUAUUAUUAUUAUAAAAGGCUGUGGAACUAAUUAAUCUCACUUCAGAAAUGAGUAAUAAAAUAAAAUGACCAGAGUUCGAUCAUGUUUGUUUCCGGGGCUUGUAUGGGAGAUGAAUGGGGGAAGGGGUGGGUGGGAGGGGGGAGGGGAUAAGUCGUGGAGCAAAUAUUUUACUACUUGAAACUCUCGUACAAAUCAGCCUUGCAAUUGUUAUUAUUAUCUUAAUAAGAAAAUAAGAAAAGGAAAAAAAAAAAAAAAGACGAAAAAAAGGUGAAAAAUAACACAGAUGUGUAGCCCUCGAUGAUACGUGUAAUGAUAAAUAAUUAUUAGCGAUUUAUAAAUGUACAUUUUUCUCCUUUAUAUAUAUAUAUAUAUGUCGUAUCUAAUUUAUUACGAAGCGAAUUUUUAAUACCCGUGUAAUGUCGUAAUUAAUAAUCCCCCUUCAGCAUUCAACGUGCUUUUCGAUUUCCCCCCCCGAAUUCAAUUGAUUACGAUUAAUCGUAACGUUAAUAUGCUUCUAAUAUGCUAGUCAAGCCGAUACAAAUCAGAAGUUCGUAAAAGAAUACCGUUUCUCUCUCCUCUUAUUCUCUAUUUUCUCUCUCUCUCUCUCUCUCUCUUUCUCUCUAUUUGUCCCCUUUCGUGAAUGUAAUAACUCACGUGAUAGUUUCCACUUUUUGAAAAAGAAAAAAAAAA